Messenger RNA from Bradysia coprophila, 1202 nucleotides. It is a transcript of the gene Pex12, whose product is annotated as peroxisomal biogenesis factor 12. Gene Ontology annotation, biological process: protein monoubiquitination; protein import into peroxisome matrix. Gene Ontology annotation, cellular component: peroxisomal importomer complex; peroxisomal membrane. Gene Ontology annotation, molecular function: zinc ion binding; ubiquitin-protein transferase activity; protein binding. The record is from RefSeq and is a predicted model, not a curated record. Lineage: Eukaryota; Metazoa; Arthropoda; Insecta; Diptera; Sciaridae.
AACUCAACAACUAUACAAUCAGCUAAAACAUCAGCUGGUGGUGUUGCACUCAAGUGUUUAUUUUCAUUUGUACAAAUUAUUAGAGACUCCUAGUAUUUGCACCUAUGGCAGAGAGAGGUGCCCACUUGACCACUACUCUUCAACCGAAGCCUUCCAUAUUCGAGGUCGUAGCAUCCGAUUCUUUACACCAAACAUUUAAUCCAGCAAUACUUCGCCUGUGUAAUUACCUAGCUACUGUAAAUCCAGCGAAAUAUGGUUGGCUGGUUCGGUACUAUGAUGAACUGUUUCUGUUACUAAAUAGCGCUGUGCAGCAGUAUUACAUUCGCAUUCAAGGUGGAUCGUUAUCUGAAGUGUUUUACGGUUUAUGUCGUACAAAAUGGUCUGCAUCGACCGAAGAAGCACUGACGAACCGAUCAAAGGUCACGAUUUUCGUUUGUUUAGUGAUACUGCCUUAUCUGCGCACGAAAAUCGAAAAGACCGUGAGACACUGGCAACAGGAACUGGAUGACUAUCCGGAAUAUGUAAAAUAUCGAACGAUAAAACGGAAUGUGAGUAAAAUUUGGAGCGGUUCUGUGGCGGUGUAUGAGUGCUUGCAGAUAUUUCAAUACAUUUCCUACAUGGCCAAUUCAUCGAAAUCACAUUCGUUAUUGCUGAGGGCGGUUCGAAUGAACUUAACGUACUUACCGACAAUUCAGGAGAACGAUUGGAGUUGGAGUGAUUUAUUCAAAGGCAAUUUUAAACAUUCCGCUGUCCUUACAAGCUUCAUUUUUCGCGGCUUGGAAUUGUCGGCAUUUUUCCUGCAAUUUAUUCAGUGGUGGCAAAACGAGGCUAGCCAAGGCAAUUUAACCAAUCUACCUGUACCAGAUCCUCCAAGUCUUGAUGUCAAUGGCACAAAAUAUAAUGGAAAAUGUCCGAUUUGUUUGCAGGCUUGGCACAUACCAACGGCUGUUAGUGUGUCUGGGUACGUUUUCUGCUACAAAUGCAUAGCCACACAUUUGGGUAAUUCUCAAACGUGUCCGGUGACGAAUUAUCCAACAUCGAUCGACGACUUAAUUCGGAUCUUCGACGAUUCGGAGUGAACUGGGUUCAUUUUUUUUGUUUUGUUAUUGAUGUAAGCCUUACAUUGUAAGGAUGCAUCGUUAUUUCGGGUUACUUAUUUCAUGUCUAGUAAGGUUCUGAUAUUUUAAUAAAAAAAAUUCAAA